Molecule: messenger RNA, 2338 nt
Organism: Homo sapiens (human)
Lineage: Eukaryota; Metazoa; Chordata; Mammalia; Primates; Hominidae
Gene: PNCK
Product: pregnancy up-regulated nonubiquitous CaM kinase
Exons: 12
Coding region: 902-1933 (343 amino acids)
Cellular component (GO): nucleus; cytoplasm
Molecular function (GO): ATP binding; protein kinase activity; calcium/calmodulin-dependent protein kinase activity
Source: RefSeq, a predicted model, not a curated record
ACAAACCAAAAAAAACCCCAUGAUACAAUGAUUCAAACAAAAACUGUGCCAUCAGCUUUUACAUGAGGCCAGGGCCACCUGAGUCACCUCGUGGACCAAUACCUGCCCGCUGGCUCGUCUUUCCCAGGCCCACUUUGGAGGUGGGUGCUUUCCUUCUGGCCUCCAGUUUCCAUCUGCUGCCCCUCAGAUAGGUCUCUUUGUGCCAUCUCUUUCCACGCGGGCAGUUUUUUAUUACUUUUCUGGGGCACAGAAAUAUGUGUAUUUCUAUUUCUUUUUAUAACCCAGGACCAUGUUGUAGAACUCUGCUUGGGCAAAGCACCAUUGGCGUAUUAGACAUUCUGGGGAACUAUCUGUAGGUAUCUGUAAACAAAUUGCACUUCCUGCUGUCAUGAGAAGGGGCUCACCAUCAGUUCCAUUCCUAUUUUUUUCUGUUUUAGAUGUCGGUCCCAGGAAACCAUUUUCACAUAGAGGAGCAGGUGGGACUGGAGUUUCUGAGUGCUGGGGUCCCUGGAGCCUUCUGCAGUGUCCUGGGAGGGGUGACUGGGAAAGGCCAGGGGGCAAGAGCUGCUAGGGGCCUUCUCAGAUUUCCCAGUUUUUACACAGAGUAUAUAUGGGAGUUGAGGUCUGGAAAAAUGAUUUUUUAAAAACUCUUCCUGCCCCGUGGACUCUCUUGAAGACGUCGUGUCAUGCCAGGGCCCACGGUCACUUGACGGAACCCUUGUGAUGCUGGCCACAACCUCAUGGGACUGGAUGGCGAGCAGCGAGGGGGGUCCAGUAACUGUUGGAUGCAGGAUUGAAUUCGGUCACCCGCACUUAUUUCCUGGGCUCGUCUUGGUUGGGUUCGCGGAGAUACACUCUCUGGGAGCGGACGCUUUGGUGAGGAAGACCAGGCGAAGAAGACAUGCUGCUGCUGAAGAAACACACGGAGGACAUCAGCAGCGUCUACGAGAUCCGCGAGAGGCUCGGCUCGGGUGCCUUCUCCGAGGUGGUGCUGGCCCAGGAGCGGGGCUCCGCACACCUCGUGGCCCUCAAGUGCAUCCCCAAGAAGGCCCUCCGGGGCAAGGAGGCCCUGGUGGAGAACGAGAUCGCAGUGCUCCGUAGGAUCAGUCACCCCAACAUCGUCGCUCUGGAGGAUGUCCACGAGAGCCCUUCCCACCUCUACCUGGCCAUGGAACUGGUGACGGGUGGCGAGCUGUUUGACCGCAUCAUGGAGCGCGGCUCCUACACAGAGAAGGAUGCCAGCCAUCUGGUGGGUCAGGUCCUUGGCGCCGUCUCCUACCUGCACAGCCUGGGGAUCGUGCACCGGGACCUCAAGCCCGAAAACCUCCUGUAUGCCACGCCCUUUGAGGACUCGAAGAUCAUGGUCUCUGACUUUGGACUCUCCAAAAUCCAGGCUGGGAACAUGCUAGGCACCGCCUGUGGGACCCCUGGAUAUGUGGCCCCAGAGCUCUUGGAGCAGAAACCCUACGGGAAGGCCGUAGAUGUGUGGGCCCUGGGCGUCAUCUCCUACAUCCUGCUGUGUGGGUACCCCCCCUUCUACGACGAGAGCGACCCUGAGCUCUUCAGCCAGAUCCUGAGGGCCAGCUAUGAGUUUGACUCUCCUUUCUGGGAUGACAUCUCAGAAUCAGCCAAAGACUUCAUCCGGCACCUUCUGGAGCGAGACCCCCAGAAGAGGUUCACCUGCCAACAGGCCUUGCGGCACCUUUGGAUCUCUGGGGACACAGCCUUCGACAGGGACAUCUUAGGCUCUGUCAGUGAGCAGAUCCGGAAGAACUUUGCUCGGACACACUGGAAGCGAGCCUUCAAUGCCACCUCGUUCCUGCGCCACAUCCGGAAGCUGGGGCAGAUCCCAGAGGGCGAGGGGGCCUCUGAGCAGGGCAUGGCCCGCCACAGCCACUCAGGCCUCCGUGCUGGCCAGCCCCCCAAGUGGUGAUGCCCAGGCAGAUGCCGAGGCCAAGUGGACUGACCCCCAGAUUUCCUUCCCUUGGAUGCUUUCGGUCCCCUCCCCCAACCCCUCCCCCUGGGGCUGGCCUCUGCUGGAUUUUGAGAUUUGAGGGUGUGGCGCAUGGCGCUGGGGUUGGAAUGGGGCACCCCCAAGUCUGUCCCCAGGCUCUGCCCUGCCUGGGGGCAGUGGCUCCCCUCCCCUGUUGCCUCUCCCGCCCCUGCCCCCCCCGCCCCGCCAAAAGCCGAGGGGGUGCUGGCAGGCGGGCCUCAGGGGCUGUCUUUCCUGCACGGCUGUUGUGUGCUUCGCUGAGUGUGGGUGGUCCUGCUUGUGUCAUGGUCAUGGCCUUCCAGCCCCCUCCAGUUUUCCCCAAACCAAUAAAGAAAGAUACAGCAA